Eruca vesicaria subsp. sativa (arugula) is the source of this 261-nucleotide messenger RNA. NCBI's taxonomy places the organism in Eukaryota, Viridiplantae, Streptophyta, Magnoliopsida, Brassicales, Brassicaceae. The record is from the annotation of a GenBank genome assembly.
AUGAGAUCGGCUCUCAAAUGCUGCAAGGAGAGAGGGAUAAAAACACUUCACUGCCUCUCGGACUCUGCUCAGCUCAUCAAGGCAGUCAACAAUGGUGAAUCUUAUCCAGAGCUUUAUGGAAUUGUUUCUGAUGUUAUUGCAAUUUCUUGUUUUUUCGAUGAACUCUCUUUCUCUUGGGUAUCAAGAGAGAGGAACAGAGAGGCUGAUAGCCUAGCCAAACUUUGUAUGGUUGAGGCAGAAGCUGUAAUGGCUGGAACCUAA